Molecule: messenger RNA, 1074 nt
Organism: Pistacia vera
Lineage: Eukaryota; Viridiplantae; Streptophyta; Magnoliopsida; Sapindales; Anacardiaceae
Product: CBS domain-containing protein CBSCBSPB3-like
Exons: 8
Coding region: 115-1074 (319 amino acids)
Source: RefSeq, a predicted model, not a curated record
UUCUCCUCCUUCUUCACAAUCUUCUGUUGGUGGACGAGGACUGUUAAGAAGCUGAAAUUAUCGAAAGCCCUAACUAUUCCCGAGGGAACUAUUGUCUCCGAUGCUUGUCGCCGGAUGGCCGCUCGCCGUGUUGAUGCUGUUUUGUUGACCGAUGCUAAUGCUUUAUUAUCUGGAAUUGUUACCGACAAGGAUAUUGCCACUAGAGUUAUAGCUGAUGGUUUGAGACCGGACCAGACAAUUGUUUCUAAAAUCAUGACGCGCAAUCCUAUAUUUGUCACUUCGGAUUCGUUAGCCAUUGAAGCUCUCCAGAAAAUGGUUCAAGGAAAGUUCAGGCAUCUCCCUGUUGUUGAAAAUGGUGAGGUUAUUGCCAUACUGGAUAUUACAAAGUGCCUCUAUGAUGCCAUUUCUAGAAUGGAGAAGGCUGCUGAACAGGGGAGUGCUAUCGCUGCUGCAGUUGAAGGUGUGGAACGCCAGUGGGGAAGCAAUUUUUCUGCCCCACUUCCAUUCAUUGAAACUUUGAGGGAGAAGAUGUUCAAGCCUUCCUUGUCUACCAUCAUUGCUGACAAUACCAAAGUUGCCAUUGUGUUGCCAUCUGAUCCUGUUUAUGUUGCUGCAAGAAAGAUGCGGGAAUUGCGGUGCAACUCAGUUAUCAUUGUUACAGGAAAUAAAAUUCAGGGAAUACUAACUUCGAAGGAUAUCCUUAUGCGAGUUGUGGCACAAAAUCUUUCUCCUGAGUUGACUUUAGUGGAAAAGGUAAUGACAUCAAACCCGGAAUGUGCAACGCUAGAAACGACAAUACUUGAUGCAUUGCAUACAAUGCAUGAUGGGAAGUUUUUACAUCUUCCAGUUGUAGAAAAAGAUGGAUCUGUUGCAGCCUGCCUAGAUGUUUUGCAGAUAACUCACGCAGCAAUUUCUAUGGUAAAUUUCUUUCAUUCUGAUGCAAUGACUAUAGGGUCUAAAUAUGUAUUGCCUAUAGUAGAGGAAAACAUGCCAAAGUUCCUGUGCAGGUUAACAAAAUUAAAAGGAAUAGCUUUAGUUCUCAACUUAGUGAUCAUUAAUGAUGCUGUGAAAUGA